This is a messenger RNA of Helianthus annuus (common sunflower), 1822 nucleotides long. Its product is annotated as dihydrolipoyllysine-residue acetyltransferase component 4 of pyruvate dehydrogenase complex, chloroplastic. Bases 153 to 1580 code for a protein of 475 amino acids. Gene Ontology annotation, cellular component: chloroplast envelope; chloroplast thylakoid; pyruvate dehydrogenase complex. The record is from RefSeq and is a predicted model, not a curated record. The transcript is spliced from 6 exons. Lineage: Eukaryota; Viridiplantae; Streptophyta; Magnoliopsida; Asterales; Asteraceae. Gene Ontology annotation, biological process: pyruvate decarboxylation to acetyl-CoA. Gene Ontology annotation, molecular function: dihydrolipoyllysine-residue acetyltransferase activity.
AACGAACCCGUAAGGGCGAUGUUUACAGAGUCCCCUGUUGCAUUUCAUACUCUCGUCUUCUCCGCCUCACUCUCUCUCUCCACCCCUAUAUCUCUUCGCCCCCAAUUCCAUUCUCUCUCUACAAUCCCCCAAAAUCUCCAACAACAACAACAAUGUCUUCUUCUCUCCUCCAAUCUAGGGUUCCACCACAACUCUCCUUCACUUCAUCACUCAACAAAUCGCAAUGGCGCUUCACCACUCUCCCCGCCGUUACAUUCACGCGCCGCGCAAAACACGCAACUGUCAACGCCAAAAUCAGAGAGAUCUUCAUGCCUGCACUCAGCUCCACCAUGACCGAGGGCAAAAUCGUCUCCUGGAUCAAAUCAGAAGGUGAUGUUCUCUCCAAAGGUGAGUCUGUUGUUGUUGUUGAAUCUGAUAAAGCUGAUAUGGAUGUUGAAACGUUUUACGAUGGAAUUUUGGCUGCUAUUGUUGUUCCUGAGGGUGAAUCGGCUCCUGUUGGAGCUCCGAUUGGCCUUUUAGCUGAAACCGAAGCCGAAAUUGAAGAAGCUAGGGCUAAAGCCGCUAGUUCUGGCUCUUCUCCGGCUACUCCGCCGCCGGCUGCACCACAGGCUCCGGCUGCUGCGGCUGUGGCUCCAGCUCCGGCUCCAACACCGGUUGCGGCUGCUGCGGUUGCGGAUGGACCGAGGAAGAUUGUUUCGACGCCGUAUGCGAAGAAAUUGGCGAAACAGCAUAAGGUGGAUAUUAAUAAGGUGGUAGGGACUGGACCGUUUGGGAGGAUUACUCCGGCUGAUGUGGAAGCUGCUGCUGGAAUUGUGCCGGUUAAAAGUGUGGCUCCGGUUGUGGCGGAACCUGUGGCUGCUGCUGCAGCUGCUCCGGUUAAAUCGGCACCUGCAUUGCCGGAUAUACCUGGGGCGACUAUUGUGCCGUUUACGACGAUGCAAGCUGCGGUGUCGAAGAAUAUGAUUGAGAGUUUGUCUGUGCCGACGUUUCGCGUUGGGUAUCCUGUUAUGACAGAUGCGCUUGAUGCUCUGUAUGCGAAGGUUAAGUCUAAGGGUGUGACGAUGACUGCUUUGCUAGCAAAGGCUGCUGCAAUGGCACUUGUUCAACACCCUGUGGUGAAUGCAAGUUGUAAGGAUGGAAAGAGUUUUACUUAUAACAGCAGCAUUAAUAUCGCUGUGGCUGUGGCUAUCAAUGGCGGUUUGAUCACCCCUGUUCUCCAGGAUGCUGACAAGUUGGAUCUUUAUCUGCUAUCUGAGAAGUGGAAGGAGCUUGUGGAGAAAGCACGAUCUAAGCAGCUACAGCCCCAUGAAUACAAUUCAGGGACUUUUACUCUCUCCAACUUAGGCAUGUUUGGAGUGGAUCGCUUUGAUGCUAUUCUACCACCUGGGCAGGGGGCUAUUAUGGCUGUUGGAGCUUCAAAGCCUACUCCUAUUGCUGAUAAGGAUGGAUAUUUCAGUGUGAAAAGUCAAAUGCUGGUUAAUGUAACUGCUGAUCACAGAAUUGUAUACGGAGCUGACUUGGCUGCCUUCCUUAAAACCUUUGCAAAGAUCGUUCAAGAACCCGAUAGCUUGACAUUGUAAAAUGUUUUGCAUAACAUGAUACGUCAUUCGGGUCAAUGGUCAAUGCAGCUAAGAAAAUUGGUUUGCAGGGGUAGCAUUGUUUGGUUUUAGCAGAUGCCAUGUUGUACUUCCAUUUUCGUUUCCUUUUUUUUUUUCCUCAUUUUCCGGGUAUUUUUUUGAGGUGAUUUUUGAACAAUAUCAAUAAAGACUUGCACUUACAUAUGCGCAUGUAUAUGUAUCUGUAUAGAGACCGAUUUUACGUA